This is a messenger RNA of Tachysurus vachellii, 5721 nucleotides long. RefSeq names its product SLIT-ROBO Rho GTPase activating protein 1b (gene srgap1b). The transcript is spliced from 22 exons. NCBI's taxonomy places the organism in Eukaryota, Metazoa, Chordata, Actinopteri, Siluriformes, Bagridae. Gene Ontology annotation, cellular component: cytoplasm. Gene Ontology annotation, biological process: signal transduction; negative regulation of cell migration. The record is from RefSeq and is a predicted model, not a curated record. Bases 488 to 3697 code for a protein of 1069 amino acids. Gene Ontology annotation, molecular function: protein binding.
CACACACACACACACGCACGCACACACGCACACACGCAUUCGAUUAGUGGAGCGCGUGCCACCCGGUUCUCUCCUCUCGGGUACCGCGUGAGCAAAAACAAGACAGAAAUCCAGGCUUCAGGAAGGCUGCUUCUUCGCAGGUUUGCCUUAAACUCGCAAUGUAAAGACGCCCCUUUGGGCGUAAGUGCCAGUCGUUAUUACCCCCCCACCCCUCCCUAGGUGUGACAGCCGACACGGUGGACUUUUCUAGCGCGUGCCGUAAAGUGUUGGACAUUUAAACCGGACAGCUUGUAAUUUGACUUUAGAUUUUGUGUUUUUGUGUGUGCUUGGUACCGGAUCGUGGUGAACCCGUGGCUGGAUAUGACGCAUCGGUGCCAGUGAAGAAGAAGGAGGACUAGGAGGAGGAGGAGGAGGAGGAGGAGGAGGAGGAAGGUUUGGAUCAGUAGUAAAUCCGCACCGCAGAGACAGAACCGAGGGGUGGAACAUCAUGUCGGGAACGGGGAAGUUUAAAAAGGAGAAGGAGAUCCUUACGGAGUAUGAGAGCCAAGUGAAAGAGAUCCGCUCUCAGCUGUUGGAGCAGCAGAAAUGUCUGGAGCAGCAGACGGAGAUGAGAGUACAGCUCCUCCAGGACCUGCAGGAUUUCUUCCGCAAGAAGUCCGAGAUCGAGAGCGAGUACUCGCGCAACCUGGAGAAGCUGGCUGAGCGUUUCAUGGCCAAGACGCGCAGCACCAAGGACCACCAGCAGUACAAGAAGGACCAAAACCUGCUGUCUCCUGUAAACUGCUGGUAUCUGCUGCUGAACCAAGUGCGACGAGAGAGCAAGGACCACGCCACACUCAGCGACCUCUACCUCAACAACGUCAUCACACGCCUCUCACACGUCAGCGAGGACAACACACGCCUGCUCAAGAAAAGUAAAGAGAUCACAUUCCAGUUGCAGGAGGACCUGAUGAAGAUUCUUAACGAACUCUAUACGGUGAUGAAAACCUACCACAUGUACCACAGCGAGACUCUGAGCUCAGAGAACAAGCUGAAGGAGGCCGAGCGUCAGGGCGAGAGACAGGGCCGAGGCGGAGAGGUGUUCAGUCUGCGCAACGAGGAACGGCAUCAGCGCCGCAACGCCGCCCGCAAAAUUCAGAAGAUGAAGGAGAAGCGACAGGCUAAAUACUCUGAGAAUAAGCUGAAGGUUAUGAAAGCUCGCAACGAAUAUCUGCUGACUCUGGAAGCUACCAACGCUGCUCUCUUUAAGUACUACAUCCAAGACCUCUCCCACUUGAUUGACUGCUGUGACCUGGGCUACCACUCCAGCCUGAGCCGAGCAUUGCGCACCUACCUGUCGGCUGAGUACAGUCUGGAGACGUCUCGUCAUGAGGGGCUGGACAUCCUGGAGGGGGCAGUAGAGAGUCUGGACCCCCGCAGUGACCGGCAGCGCUUUAUGGAGACUCAUCCCACUGCCUUCACACCACCUGCUCGCUUCAACUUCCAGCCACACAUGGGAGACCAGGUGAGUCAGAUCACGGCGAUGCCGCAGGUGCAGGCUGAACUUCUUCUCCGCUAUCAGCAGCUCCAGUCACGUCUUUCCACUCUGAAGAUUGAGAACGAGGAGGUGAAGAAGACCUCAGAAGCCACCCUGAGCACCAUCCAGGACAUGCUGAACAUGGAGGACUAUGACGUGUCUGAGAGCUUCCAGCACAGCCGCUCUACCGAGUCGGUCAAGUCCAGCGUGUCCGACACCUACCUCAGCAAACCGAGCCUGGCCAAGAGACGAGCCAACCAGCAGGAGACGGAGCUCUUCUACUUCACUAAACUGCGGGAGUAUCUGGAAGGCAGUAACCUCAUCUCCAAACUGCAGGCCAAGCACGAUCUCCUGAAGAGGAGCAUAGCAGAAGGCUACAGAGCAGAUAUAAUGACCACCAGCCGUCGUCGGAACUCCCACAGCAGGCAGCAGGAUUCUGCCAAGGCCAUUCCACUGAUUGUAGAGAGCUGCAUCCGCUACAUUAACCUCUACGGUUUGCAGCACCAGGGUAUUUUCAGAGUCUCUGGGUCUCAGGUGGAGGUCAACGACAUCAAGAAUUCAUUUGAGAGAGGAAACGACCCGCUGACUGAUGAGGAGAACAACCACGACAUCAAUUCAGUGGCCGGCGUGUUGAAGAUGUACUUCCGCAAUCUGGACAACUCGCUCUUCCCCAAGGAAAAGUUCAAUGACCUCAUCGCCUGCGUCCGCACAGAGAGUCUGUACGAGCGAGCGCUGUUGAUCAGAAAACUCCUGAUGUCAUCACCACGCCCCACACUCGUGAUCAUGAGAUACCUCUUCGCAUUCCUUAAUCAUCUCUCACAGUACAGCGACGAGAACAUGAUGGACCCUGGGAACCUGGCCAUCUGCUUCGGGCCGACACUGAUGCCCACUCCAGAUCUGCUAGACCAGGUCUCCUGCCAGGCGCACGUCAACGAGAUCAUCAAGACCAUCAUCAUCCACCACGAGGUCAUCUUCCCUGACACCAAAGAGUUGGAGGGACCCGUCUACGAGAAGUGUAUGAGCACCACAGAGUACUGUGAGAGUCCAUACAGUGAACCUGGAGUGUUUGAAGAAGGAGAACAAGAUGGUGGCACAGAAACUCAGACCAGUGAAGAAGAGGGGGAGCCGGUGGAGGCCAUAGCGAAGUUUGACUACGUCGGUCGCUCGGGUCGUGAGCUCUCCUUUAAGAAGGGAGCGACUCUGCUGCUCUUCCAGAGAGCUUCUGAAGACUGGUGGGAGGGACGGUGUAACGGCACUGACGGACUCAUACCACACCAGUAUAUCACACUGCAGGAUGAGGAGGCCAUGUCAGACACUCUGAGUCAGAAAGCAGACAGUGAACACAGCAGCACUCCCACAGAUGAAGUAAACUCCAGGAGAUCCCUGACCUCCCCGACUGAACCCAGACUGCCAGAAACCUUCAUCAGCCGUCACAGGAAGAGGACGGAGGCUCUCCUGCGCCGGGCCCCAGGUCAUUGCCAUGGUAACGGUCUGGAGCGCAGCUCGCCACCGGUGACGGUGACAGUGACGGGACACUUUAGCCCACGGGAGCUGCUGCGUGGACACGGCGGACAUCAGGACAGCCCCGAAACGACACGGCGUCGUGCAGGACACAACAACAACAACAACUCCACCAACACCACCAGCAACGGCACUCUGAGCUCCAGCAUCAGCCGUCACGAGUCUCUGCGCAGGGACAGGGACAGGGAGAGUCCACCCAUCCGCCAGUCCCCGUCCUCACUACACUGCAGUGUCCCUGAGCAGCGCACACGCACACACAACACACACACCAUGGCACAGGACAUUGAGGAAACCAUGAGCCUGGCCCUGAAUGAGCUGCGUGAGCUGGAGCGGCAGAGCGGGAAACCGGACCUGGUGCUCGACACGCUGGAGCAGAUGAAGAGCAGCCCCUCCCUCCCGUCAGGUUCAACCCCCUCCACCCUGUCCAGCCCGUCCGAUUCACCGAGCCCGCUGAGUCCCCACAGCCCCCUGCCACCUCUACCUGGCCCCGCGUCCCGCCGAUGCCCCGAGCCACUCCCCUCUCCACGCUUGGGCGUGACGCUCCGCCCCCCAGCCCUACGCCCCAAACCUGCCAUCCUGCCAAAAACUAACGCUCAGCCUCCUCAACAGCCCCCGACUCCACCCCAAAGCUUCCCCAACGACAAAUCGGGCACCAUGUGAGCCUGCAACGUGUCCAACCUGAGGAAAAACAGGGUCGGCAAUAAGCCUAAGGAAUGACUUACAUACGCUUAUGGAGGGUCAGACAGGGUGAUUGUGUUAAUACUGAAUAGCUUCCACACAAGAAGAGUCAAGUAGAGUUAGUCUACGAUAUUAUAAUCAUUUACCGUGUCGUCAGGGUGGUGUGUGUGCGUGCAUAUUCUCUAAAAACAUAAUAAUAUGACUAGGACUUUACCUGUGUCUGUGUGCGUAGAUACUUUUAUAAGGAACACAUUCAGAGAUGGCAGAGAGAGAGAGAGAGAGAGAGAGAGAGAGAGAGAGAGAAAGAGAAAGAGAGAGAGAGGCUUUGGGAGUCUGGCUUCGGAAAGUGUCAUGCUUUUUUUUUCGAUGCAGUACAUUAUAAGUGCUUUAAUUUGCCAUGCCUUAUGAAAGGUCAUUCCUGCCAAAAAAGGGGGCAUCUUUACAGUUUUAUGCUGCUUUCUUUGUUUGUUAUUUAUUUGAGUUGAAGGACAUAAAACAGGUGCAUCAUGGGAAAAAGGGAUAUAUCACAUAUAGGGUGUUGAUGGUGAAUGUAGCACCUAGCCUCAAAAAGAGGGUCCGGUGAUGUAAAAAAAAAAAAAGGUCUGAAUGUAUUAAAGGGGCAGUAAGCAAAAUGUUCUGUUGAAAUAUAUUAUUCUACUAAAUGUAAUAUAUUAUGAUAUUCCAUGUGUCAAUGUUUUAUGUCGAUGACCCUGGGGUCGGUGUGAAUAUUGUCGUGUCAAUCAGAGGGCCAGGAAUCCAACAAAACAAACAGAAACCGAAGUGUUGCUUAUUGCUCCUUUAACUGAAUGUUCCACGUUAUUUAUUUAUUUUUAUUCACUCUGAUACCACAUGAAGCCUUGAUCACCACAAAAACCUUCCUAUUCACCGUGGAAGCGCAACCCGAUUGGACGCCGCAGCAGGAGGGGCGGAGCCCGGCCGUUCUGAGGGCACUCGUGUCGUGUCUUUAAUGAGCUUUAAUAAGAGCCUGUUGUGGAAUUGUGUGUGACUGGCGAAGGGAAGGAUGAGGAAAGCGUUGAAGUGAUGAAUCUGGCAUGGUGUGACUGAGCAUGUCAGGCCACGCCCUCUCUUUGGUUGCCGUGGUAACACUUUCAUUCUGGCACUGCUGGCGUUAGACGCAGACUAAACACUCUUAGAAAAAAACAAGGGUUCUUAAAAGGGGACGAAGGGUUUGGUAUUCGGACAAAAUCUCACGGGUUCUAGGCUUAAACUUUUUUCCUAAGAGUGUAGUGAUUGCCAUUCUGAUUUUUAGCCUGUACUUCCAGUGUGUGUGUGUGUGUGUGUGUGUGUGUGUGUGUGUGCACUUUAAAUAUUUCAUGUGUAACAGGCUCUCCUGUUAGUGUACUUGUAUGACUGGUGAAGUGUGUGUGUGUGUUUGUGGGCUGAUCCAAAUGUAUAGAUGAGGAGUUGAAUCAAGAGAGGUCAUGUGACUACCAAACAGCCAUGUUUUCACUUUUUUAUGCACAAAUAAUGAUUCUAAUAAUUCUCACUUUUUUCCUGAUUGUUUCUUGAUGUAUUUUUUUCUUUUCUACCUGCAAUAUUUUCUACUAAUUUAUUGAUUCGUUAAGUGGGUGACGAUUUUUUUUUUUAAACCUCGUUUCUACUGGUGCUCUCUCGCGUGACGGCGUGCGUGUGUACAGACACACACUUUUUUUUCCCCUCACACCCACACACAUGCACGCCGUGGGUUCACGCGAAAGUGCCUUUCAGGAUGUGUGUACAGAGGAGGAGCCUGUUCUGCUUACAGAUGUGUCGUGUGCCUGUCUUUCUCUGAAGCGUCGUUCCAAGAAUGAAAUUUUAAGAAUAGAGCUCUUUCCAAACAUGUAACCACUUUUGAAUGAAAAUUAAGUAUGUACAUUUAACCCAUUGUGACGUUGCACUUUCAUGUAUAGGACUGUAUUUGGCAUGUAGCAUUAUAUCAUGUUGCAGUGCAUUUUAACAAGCUGUCAAAAACUGAAUGUCUUUGAAAUAAAGUAAGUUCAUAUGCA